CUUUUAACCUUCAACCCUUACCUUGUCCUUGUGAUAAUCUUUUCAAUCCAAUGGAUAACAAUUCGAGCAACCUGCCUAACAAUUCCUGCGUCUCUACUUUCUCUGAGGCCCAGAUCAAGUCAAUACUUAUAACAUAUGGCUCUGUUGGUGGACUAGCAACUCUCAUCUGCUUCACUGGGCUCUGCCUGGCAAUCUCUCUCAAACUAUGGCGUCAGUUUGUGUACAGGCUCGCCAUCUGCCAAGUUACAGCUGCACUGUUCAUCGGGAUAUCAAGGACAAUGCAGCUACCAUUGAUGCUGGCUGAUGAGGAAGAUGCUCUUUAUAACAGACUCUGUAAAGCCAUAGCUUUCUCUGUUGUCACUGGAGAUUGGAUAAAACUGCUAUUUACACUCUGGAUUGCUGUAUAUCUAUUUGUAUACUCUGUUUUCCUCACAAAGACUCUUAAAAAGUGUGAAUAUGCAGUGAUACCAGUGUUCACCAUCACUGGACUCCUUGUAGCUUCAGUACCUCUCAUUACUGACACGUAUGGCAAAGCUGGUGCAUGGUGCUGGAUAAAGAACAAAAGAGACACCUGCCCACACGAAGUAUUGCUUGAAGGAGAGAUAGAGCAGUUUGCUCUCUGGUUUGGACCAGCUCUAUUCAUGUUACUACUAAAUUCUUUGCUGGUAGUGAUCACUAUGAUUGUAAUGGCUUAUAGAUUAUGCUGUCCCAAGAAGCAGGCUGGGGAAAGUGUGACCAGCGAUACAACUCCUUUAUUAGAAACAAAUCGAAAAGCUCUUUUGCUCCUCCUGCCUCUACUUGCAUAUCCUCUCAUAUAUUGUAUACUCAUUAUCAUACCUCUCAUCAACCGAUUCUACCAGAUAAUUUCUCAUGAAUCUAGUUUUGGCAUGUUUUUUACUUGUGCUGUUUUAAUUCCAGGUGUUAGUUUUUCUGCUGGGACAGCAUUUCUUAUACACAUUGCCGUGUUAGAAAGGAAGAAAUUAUGUCAUGGGUUUGGCAUUUGUAAAAAAAGGCAAAACAGAAAUGGACUUGCUAUUAAUUCUACAGGUACAGUUGAAAGAGAUGCCGAGCAACAAAGUGAUGAUGAUCCUCUGAAAGUGACCAGAGCAAGCUCAACUCAUACAGUGACUGUCGAUGAAAGUGAAAUUGAGAAGCAAUUGUUCCCCUAACUCAAUUAUUAGUAAUUAUGCAAACUUUACUGAUGAAAGUGAAACUUGACAUCAUUUUGUGUAAUAAAUAAAACUUUACCAAA
This is a messenger RNA of Amphimedon queenslandica, 1252 nucleotides long. RefSeq lists its product as uncharacterized. The transcript has a single exon. The coding region runs from base 51 to 1169 and encodes 372 amino acids. Gene Ontology annotation, biological process: adenylate cyclase-activating G protein-coupled receptor signaling pathway. The record is from RefSeq and is a predicted model, not a curated record. NCBI's taxonomy places the organism in Eukaryota, Metazoa, Porifera, Demospongiae, Haplosclerida, Niphatidae. Gene Ontology annotation, cellular component: plasma membrane. Gene Ontology annotation, molecular function: G protein-coupled receptor activity.